UUUUAGCUUCUAUUAAUGUUCACCUCUAAAACAGAGGGGGGAAAAUGCAAUUCUGCAAUUAACAGAACUUAAAAGUAACAAAUAAUCCAAAGAUGCAAAGGUUUUAACUUCCUUUUUUUUUUUUUCUUUGGAAGAAAUGAUCUACAUUUUCAGUAAUAGCAUCUGACCACAGGAUGCUACUGGCUGGAUACAAUCAUACCAACAGCAUACACACACACACACACACACUCUAAUCAUGUCAGUGACACUGCUGUGCUGAGAAAGAGCCACCAUCCAAACAAUACCUCGUCAGUGCUGGUCACUUUUCAGUCAUGGACAAGGUCGACUAGAGGGGGCUGACGAACAGAUUAACACAUGGUAAGUGUAUACUAUACCUUUCACAUGUAAUGGUAUAGUGUACAUUUACUAUCUGUACAGGGUAGGUGUAACGAAUAAACUGGUAACCAAGUGUAUAAUACUAGGGUGUUUUUCACAGUAUUAACACUGCAAAAAGCGAAUCUUGAAUAAAAGUAAAAAAUAAUUAAUGUCUUAUUCCUCUGGCUGAUAGGUUUGCUUGAAAUAAGCUAAAUUCUCUGAAAUUGAAAAAAAAAACAAACAGACAAUGUUCUAAUUAUUUAAUUAAAAUUCCUAACUAAUAAUCUCAUAAGAAAUAUUAAAUAAAUAUGUCUAUAAUGAAGAUAUUUUUAAUAUAUUAUUUAAUAUAUUUACAGUGCAGCUUUACAGGAAUAACAUGUUCUCAUGUUGAAAAUCACCAUGUCAUUAUAUUCAAAGUACGCCCUUCAACUCUACAGAUUUCUAUUUGAAUGGUGUAAAAGACAUUGUAGAAAAAAAUGAUUGUAAAAUGAGAGGAGAAAGUGAGUGUCCAGAUAUAGGGUGUAUCUAAAACAGGCUAAUUCUAAAUGAUGCUAAGUAAUAAAGGUAUUUGACUUUGACAGGCUUCCGUUAUUAUUAUUAUUAUUAUCAUUAUUAUUAUUAUUAUUAUUAUUAUUAUUAUUAUUAAAUGCCUAAGGUGAAUGGGGCUAAUUUAUUAAAUAAACACUGGUGAACUGUUUAUUUUUUAAGGAAAUCUAUUAAAUAUAACAAAUUUAUAAUGUCAUCACUAUCUACUGUCCUGCUGUAGCUAUAUUUAGCUUUUUUCUUUUCCUUUUUCUUUUUCUUUUUUUUUCUUUUACCUAACUGCAACAAAGCUGAUGUAUGUAAUUAAAGGAUAACUUGAAAAAUACAUCUAUACUUUUUUUUUCUAGGUGUUUCUAGCUAGUUUCAGCUAGAAACACCUCAUUUGCCAUUUCAGUCACACCCAUAGUGAUCCUGAAGGUAUGCCCUCUUUGCCCCACCCAUCUACACCUAGAAUCAGGAAGUCAGUUGAGAAAGACGCUUCAACUCUGCUCUCUGAUGAUAGUGAAAUGGCUGAGGACAGUAAUAUUGCAGUGGACCAUCUUCAGUUCAGCUGUUCAAUCUGCCUGGAUUUGCUGAAGGAUCCUGUAACUACUCCGUGUGGACACAGCUUUUGUAUGGUGUGUAUUAAUGACUUUUGGGAUCAGCCUCUUCAGAAGGGGGUAUACAGCUGCCCUCAGUGCAGAGAGACCUUCAUGCCGAGACCUGUCCUUCGUAGGAAUAAUGUCAUGGCUGAAGUGGUGGAGAAGCUCAAGUGGAAAGACCUAAGCGGCGCUUGUCCUACUCGUUAUAGCUCAGAAUCGGGAGAUGUGGAGUGUGACAUCUGCUCUGAGAGCAAAGAAAAAGCUGUGAGGUCCUGUCUGGUGUGUAUGGCUUCUUUCUGUAAGACUCAUCUCAAACCUCAUUAUGAAUCUCCUGUUUUUAAGAAGCAUAAGCUAGUCCAGGCAUGCAAACAACUGCAAGACAAAAUCUGUUCUCGUCAUGACAAACUGAUAGACUUCUACUGUCGAACAGACCGGACAUUCAUUUGUGCAUUCUGUAUGACAGAUGAACAUAAAGGCCACAAUACGGCAUCGGUUGCUUCAGAAAGAACUGAAAAACAGAAGCAGAUAAGGGAUAUACAGAGGAAAUCCCAGCAGAGAAUCCUGGAAAAGGAGAAGAAACUGCAAGACCUUCAACAGGCUGUGAACACUCUUAAGAGCUCUUCACAGGCAGCGGUGGAGGAAAGUGAGAGAAUCUUUACUGAGCUGCUUCUCUUCAUUGAAGAAAAGUGUUAUGAGGUGACCGAACUCAUCAGAGCUCAGGAGAAGACUGAACUGGAUCAAGCUGCGGGACUGCAGGAGCAGCUGGAGCAAGAGAUUGCUGAACUUAAGAAGAGAGACACUGAGCUGGAGCUGCUAUCAGACACAGAGGAUCAUGUGUAUUUCCUCCAGAAGUUCCAGACUGUCUGCUCCACUUCUAAAGCUAAGGACUUACCCAGGAUGACUAUUAAUCAACAUAUUUCAUUUGAUGGCGUGAGGAAAUGUCUCUCGGACCUGAAAGAGCAAUUUGAGGAAUUCUGCAAAGAUAAAUUCAACAAAAUCAAUCCAAAUGUUGCCAAAAUUCAGAUGAUUUUACCCUGUGAACCAAAGACCAGAGAGGAAUUUCUCCAGUAUUUCUGUCUCCUGACCCUGGACCCCAACACGGCAAACGAGGCACUGUGGCUUUCUGAAAACCACAGGAAAGUGUCACGCAGUGGGAAACUAAACCUGUACCCUAGUCAUCCGGAGAGAUUCGAUGGUUAUGGUCAGGUGCUGUGUAAACAGGGUGUAUGUGGACGCAGUUACUGGGAGGUUGAAUGGAGCAGGGGUGGAUGGGUAUAUGUCUCAGUCUCGUAUAAAGGGAUCAGCAGGAAAGGACGUGGUAAGGAAUGUUGGUUUGGACACAACGCUCAGUCCUGGAGUCUGGAGUGCAGUUCCACUCUGUCGUUCUGGCACAAUGACAUUCAGACAAAGAUCUGUGGCCCAUUAUCCUCCAGAAUCGGAGUGUAUUUAGACCACAGUGCAGGAGCUCUGUCUUUCUACAGCGUCUCAGACACAAUGACUCUCCUAUACAGAGUCCAGACCACGUUCACUGAGUCACUCUACCCUGGUUUUUGGGUUAAUGCACUUGCAACUGCUAAGUUGUGUUACUCUGUAGAAUGACAAAAACACAUUAGAAUGUUGUCAUUCUGAAUAUUUGUUAUGAGAAAAGUGUUAUGCAAUUGUGUAACUGAUUGCACAUGGUUUGUGUUUUAUUACUGGGAUUAUGAAAUCAGUAUGUUUCAGUAAGUACUGUGGUGGGUCAGUGGUUAAGGCUGAUUGGAAGGUUGUGAGGUCAAAUACUGACGGUGCCACUGCUGGGCCCUUAAGCGAGAUGGCUCAGUUUAAUAAAGGUGCCUGUUACAUGAAUAAAUGUAAUUAACAUAAGAACAAACCAAUUUAAAUAUUUGUUGCUGUAAGAUGAUAUUUUUUUUAAAAAUAAUGACAAUAUAAUAGAUAUUUAUUUCUUUAAUGAACGUAAAUUACCAAUUCAGCAAGUAGAAAUAGUUUUAUGUUUGAUGCUAAUAUUUAUGCUCACAGAGAAUCUAUUAUAUGUCUAUGAUAUGGCACACUUUUGAAAGUGUGUGUGUGUGUGUGUGUGUGUCUGUUUAGCCAUUAAACCAUUUUAUUCAUGUAAGUAGAACAUGUGUAGGGUUUUUAUAUGUAACCUGAUAAAAUUAAAAACGUCUAAGACUAAGACUAAGAGAGAAUGUGGUGUUAAUUUUAUGUUUUAAUUCAAGCAUAUUAAAUUAACCAUAAGUCAAACAAGGUAUUUGCUGAAUGAUUUUGAAUUUUCUUUUCUUUUUGGAAAAAUAACGUUUUCGUGCUAUUAUGAUAAAUGAUAGACAAAGUGACAGGGGUUCAAUCCUGAGCCUGGGGUCCUGUCUAUGCAGAGUUUCGUAUGUUCGCCCUGUGUUUGCUUUGGGGUUCCACCAGGUUCUCUGGUUUCCUCCCACUGUCCAAAAACAUGCAGGUAGGCGGAUGCUAUGGCUAUGCUCAAUUGCCUGAAGAUGUGAAUGUGUGUGUAAGUGCAUGUGUACAAGGUUCCCUGCAAUAGACUGACAAUCCAUCCAGGGUGAAUUCUCCCGCCUUGAGCACAGUAUUCCUGGGAUAGGCUCCAGAUCCACUGUAACUCUAACCAGGAUAAAGCAGUUAAUGAAGAUGAUUGAAUGAAUGACCUAUAAAAACACUUCAGCUAAAAUGUUCAUUCUAGUAUCAUUAAAACUGAUGCUUUAAGAGAAAUGUACUGGCCUCUGUAACAUGUCAACAUGACCCAAAUUAAUGUAUUAACCAGUUCGGAAAAUUCUCAGCAAGGAGCUGGUCCACCCUGCUUGUAAAAUAUUAAGAAAUAAUACUAGGAUUAAGGUGUUUUGUUGCUUAAUCAAUAACAGAGGAAUCAAAAAUCUGGCUGCCACCAUUGCUGGCAACAGGUUACACUCCAAAACAAUAGAGAAGUGAAGAAAACAUCUAAAAAGGAAUGGGAUUAAGCAAGAAAGAAGACAAAGGUGGAUUUACAGCACUGGAGAAGGCUGAGAGCAGCCGAAAACUGGUGCUAAGCUCACUCUGCUUCUGCUUAAUAUCUGAUUACUCUGCUUGAGAGGUUAUUGUGUAAUUUGUUAUCCUCAUAAAAAUAUGUUAUCCUCCCAACCUGUGAUAUUACGACACUUAUUAUAACACUUAGACAUCUGCCUGUGCUAAGCCUUGUGUGUUUACUUAUUAGAAAGCAAUUUGAAAUCUCAGUAGAAAGUACAGUGUAUAGUUUUGUUCUGUUUCUUUUGGUACCAGAGUGACCCCAAUGCCUUUGACGGCCCAUGACAGGGCACAGAAGUAUAGGAUAUCAUUUUGCAAUAUGAGUAGAAGAAAACAAUUCUGAUUUUUUUUUCACCAUUUUUAUUGAUUUAGCUAUUUAUACAGU
Messenger RNA from Pangasianodon hypophthalmus (striped catfish), 4869 nucleotides. Its product is annotated as E3 ubiquitin/ISG15 ligase TRIM25. The record is from RefSeq and is a predicted model, not a curated record. Lineage: Eukaryota; Metazoa; Chordata; Actinopteri; Siluriformes; Pangasiidae. Gene Ontology annotation, molecular function: protein binding; zinc ion binding.